CUCGUGUUCACCAUCACCAGUACAGUAUUGUCGACUGUUGUCGACUCGGUGUUUUAGUGUUGCUUAUUCAGGCCCAUAAAUCUAAAAAAACAAUUGUUUGUCAAUUCGCAACCCCUUUGCAAGUCCCAUAACAAGCAAUAAAAAGUAAUUUUAUUAUCCUCGCACUCUCAUCCCUAAAAAGUUUGGAUUUUUCCUCAUAAAAUUCCCCAAAAACAUCGCGAGUUUUCCCAAAAAAAUCCAGUGCCUAAUUUUGUGCAUACAACGGUGGGGAAAAUAAACGUCUGAUGACGCCUGAUGCUACCCCCAUCACCUCUCGGGCCCAGUCUACGAAAUGACCCCCCACUAAUAAACCCCCUGCUCAUUGUCUCACAACCCCCGAUGAAGCGACGAAGGCCUCCAAACUGCCAUGCGUUCACCAGUGUCCCCUUGUCCUCUCUACCGCUCCAUCGUCCAAGAAUUCCACCAUCACCUGGGCACCACUAGGCCCAAUACCGAUAAAUGUACACACGUCUGAUGCCCGAGGAGAUGGCAGCGACAGCUAAGCACGAGGUGCGUCCAAAAUUUCCCGGUGAUCCUGGUGAAGAGGACAUAGCAGCAAUAGCCAAACAAAUAAGCGAUCAUGCUGAGGCUAUCUACCAGACCUGGAAGAGUCGUGGUUUAGCCCCAACUGAGAUAUUGAAUUGUCAUAGUAAUGCAACAGCAGCUGAUAAAUUUGGUAGUGCAUUAACCCCAAAUAUAUCGCAAAAAAGUAAAAAAUUUGUGGAGCCACUGGAGGCUAUUCUCACCCCAGACCGACCGGGAAAUUCUCGUUUGGCAUCUCAAGAUGGGGAAACUAGUCUCGAAAAACUUGUGAAUAAUUUUGUGGUGGAGGACAGGGCGAGACAACGUUCAUAUCUGUCUAAAACCCUUCCCUCAUCCAUUCAAUUUGCCCUCGAUAAAUUCGAGAAGAAUUCUCAGGCAAUUCAGAAGCCUCAGAUUCAGGUGAAGCCGAAAAUUGUGCCGAAGCCUUUGAUACUCACCUCAACAACUUCUGAGACUAUUGAGACUAUACUCCCUGGGGAGCCGAUGAAACGUCCUCUCAGCGUUUUAUUGGGAUCACCAGGGGCCAAAGUCCAAGGGAAUGAGAAUCUGGCCAAUAGCCAGGGCUCUGGCAUGACCACGUGGCCACUAAAGAACAAAUUAUUCAGUGAAUCGACGUCCACGGGCUGCGUCGCAAGCAAAUCCAAUCAAUUGGCCACAGCUUAUCUUGACGAAGUCGCUAGGGAAGAGGAGAGGCUAAUUAAUGCAUUAAAAACGGGGGCUAUUAUCAGUGAGGAUACUGGAAUCAGGCAAAAGCCUGCUAUUAUCAAGGAGAAACCCAAAUUGACAGCCAAUGGAAUUGUCGCUGAGCAGGGAAUUCAUUUUCUCCAGCAGAAGCAGAAAAUUGAAGAGAGGAAGAAUCCAAAAGUCCUGACAAAUGGACAGGAUAGUAAGGAGGAGGGACAGGUGACGAGAUGGGGGCCCAGGAUCACUUCACCACGGCCUAGGGCAGAGCAGGUGCCCCAUCCUGAACUGACGAGCCAGCAGAAACAGCACAUCAGGGCUGCAGCUGCGGCUGCUGCAGCUAGCGAUCCCCAGGGAAUUGUCAAUCCUGUUCGGCCAUUUCUCACGAGGGGGUCAGUCGCCGAGAGGGUUCUCAUAUUCGAGAAAUGCCCCAGUGAACUCCUUCUCGAUAAGAGGGGGCCGAGGCUUAAUGUCGCCGGAGGAAGGAGUCCUGGGGGAUGUGAAGGGGUGAAAACUCAGUCGUACGUCAGAGAGCGAAUUCAACAGCAGCAAUCAAAAGCCCUACCUCCCCACACAACUCUUCAACGUCAUGUUAAAGCUAAUAAGAACGUUCGUAUUCCAAGAUUUUACUUUCCGGGUGGUAAACCAACGCCAUUGUCGCAGAUUGAAGCGACAAUCGCCAAGAUCACAGAGGCAUUUGAGAGUUUGCCAGGUAAUCGUGCAACACGAGGACAAUUUCACAUUAUUUCAAAGGCAUGCGAUUUGCCAAUAUACUGGAAAGUACCUCUGUUCCUUGCUGCUGGGGGGGACAAGAGUACCAGCAUUGAGAUGCUGAAUUUUUUGAAUUUCUGGAGGGACGUGUGCAAGACACAUCAUGACACUGCCAGUAAAUUCGUGAGAAUUAUCACUAGGGGUAUGAGGGAGUGCAUCUUGCCCGAGGAUUUGGUUUGUCUCAUUCAAGAUGUCGUCGAAACACAUCCGGGACUGACAUUCCUCAAAGAGGCCACAGAAUUUCACUCGCGUUAUGUUCAUACGGUGAUUGCCCGAAUUUUCUACUGCGUAAAUCGCAGUUGGAGUGGAAAAAUUAGUCCCUCCGAGGUGCGGAAAAGUAACUUACUCGAGACAAUAGCCAUUCUUGAACACGAGGAGGAUAUAAAUCAAGUGACUUGUUACUUCAGUUACGAGCACUUUUACGUAAUUUAUUGUAAAUUUUGGGAGCUCGAUCGAGACCACGAUCUUCUCAUUGAUAAAAUGGAUCUAACGAGGCAUAAUGAUCACGCAUUGUCGACAAGACUUAUCGAAAGAAUAUUCAGUGGUGCUGUGACACGUGGUGGUAAGGGACGUCAGGCUGAUGAUAAGAUGACGUACACAGAAUUUGUCUGGUUUUUACUCAGCGAGGAGGACAAAAAUUAUCCAACAGCUGUUGAGUACUGGUUCAGAUGUAUGGAUCUCGAUGGUGAUGGAUAUUUGUCCAUGUAUGAACUUGAAUACUUUUAUGAGGAACAGCUGCACAGAAUGGAGGCCAUUGGAAUGGAAACUCUACCAUUUGAGGACUGUUUGUGUCAAAUGCUGGAUAUGAUUCAUCCGGAGAUACCUGGAAAAAUAUCGCUGAGGGAUCUCAAAAGAUGCAAGAUGACAUCAAUUUUCUUUGAUACUUUUUUCAAUCUUGAGAAAUAUCUCGAUCAUGAGCAGAGGGAUCCUUUUGCAUCGACUAGUCGAGAUCAGGAUGCUGAGGGGCACGAGAUGUCAGAUUGGGACAGAUUUGCUGCUGAUGAGUAUGAACUUUUGGUGGCGGAAGAGAGCGGAAACGACCAAAAUGAUCAAAUGCUGUAUGACCCAGGAAUGGAGGAAGACGCCUUUUCACCCAAUUUGGAUAGUAUUACCUCUGACCCUAAUGGGCCCAGCAAACCACGUGAUUGUUAUGGGAGGGAUUACAAGUGUGGUGAGUCCAAAGGACAAAGUUACGAUAGUGGUGACAGCGAUGAUUACGCAGAGAGUGACAACUGAAAACGUGGGAUUAUAAUGUUUCACAAAAAAAAUUCUCUGCAUCAUUUUUGGAAGUAUAAAUGUCCACGAGUGCCAUCUUACUGUUUAUUUCCAGAAGCAAAAAACAUUGUUUUUUCAUUUCUCAAAGUGUAAAUAUCGUUUUUGCCAGAAUUGAGAGGCCCAGUGGCCACAUUAUUGUAUUGGUAGUCAUUUUUUUUACGUUUUAUCAGUUAUUUUGCAGGAUUUUAUUAAUUUUUUUACACUAAAACAUUUGAGAGGUUUCGAUUAUAUCUUACUGUUAUGAGAAUUAUUUGAGUUUUUUUUAGAUCAGAGUUUAAGUGUCAUUACGAUUCUAGUCUGGCACAGUGUGUGUGCUAUAUUAUAAAGUGAAUAUAUCUUUCGUAAUAAAUGAAGUAAUAUUAAUGGGUAUCAAAGAGGAACAGAUGUCUGGUGUUGGGGAGGAGCGGAUAUGGCGAUUAGAAAGGACAAUUUGUUAUUUCUGUUGAAGUUUUAAUAUUUGCAAAUAUACUGACAGUGAUUUUUUGGAAAAUUCAAUUAUGUAGUGAAAUGGUAACGAAGUAAAUUAGCUUAUCACCAGACGUGCUGUUGGAUAAUACUCUCAAAAUCUAGAGAAGCAGUGGAAAAAUUAUCGUACCGACUUUUUU
Diachasmimorpha longicaudata is the source of this 3914-nucleotide messenger RNA. RefSeq names its product serine/threonine-protein phosphatase 2A regulatory subunit B'' subunit beta-like. Gene Ontology annotation, biological process: protein dephosphorylation. NCBI's taxonomy places the organism in Eukaryota, Metazoa, Arthropoda, Insecta, Hymenoptera, Braconidae. Bases 499 to 3270 code for a protein of 923 amino acids. Gene Ontology annotation, molecular function: protein phosphatase regulator activity; calcium ion binding. The transcript has 6 exons. Gene Ontology annotation, cellular component: protein phosphatase type 2A complex. The record is from RefSeq and is a predicted model, not a curated record.